Malus domestica (apple) is the source of this 1445-nucleotide messenger RNA. RefSeq names its product probable ribose-5-phosphate isomerase 2. Gene Ontology annotation, biological process: pentose-phosphate shunt, non-oxidative branch. NCBI's taxonomy places the organism in Eukaryota, Viridiplantae, Streptophyta, Magnoliopsida, Rosales, Rosaceae. Gene Ontology annotation, molecular function: ribose-5-phosphate isomerase activity. The record is from RefSeq and is a predicted model, not a curated record.
ACCUUCAUCUUCCCCUAUAAAUACCACUCCUUUCCCCAACCCGCCUCCUCACAAACCCUAUCUCCUCCUCCUCCUCCUCUCUCUCUCUCUCUCUCUCUCCCUCCCAAAUGCUGACUGCCACACAUUCCUAGAUACAAAAGCCCUGACUCUGCUGCCAUUUUUUGGUCUGCCCAAAUGCUUGAAUACCCCAAAAGAUAACAUUUUUGAUUCAUUUUCAAUCCAAAUUCUGGGUUUUGAUUUUAUCUAUAUUUUAGUAUAACCCAAUAAUAGUUUCUCUUUAUUGAUCCCAUUUUAUUUUUGGGUUCUUCACAAUCCGGCCAUGGAAGCUGGGAUUUUGUUGCCUUUGCCGACCUCCUCCUCCCCUCUCUCUCAUCCUCCUCCUCCUCCGUCUGUGAUUCUAACCCAGGACGAGUUGAAGAAAAUCGCCGCCUACAAGGCCGUCGAGUAUGUUGAGUCCGGAAUGGUCCUCGGCCUCGGCACCGGCUCCACCGCCAAGCACGCCGUCGACCGAAUCGGCGAGCUUUUGAAACAGGGGCAGCUUCAGAACAUUGUAGGAAUACCCACGUCGAAAAAGACCCACGAACAAGCCUUGUCUCUUGGAAUUCCGCUGUCGGACCUCGAUUCCCACCCUGUUCUUGAUCUCGCGAUCGACGGCGCCGACGAGGUCGACCCCCACCUCAAUCUGGUCAAAGGCCGAGGUGGGUCCCUCUUGAGGGAGAAGAUGGUGGAGGGUGCCUGUAAGAAAUUCGUCUGCAUCGUCGACGAGUCGAAGCUCGUGAAGCAUGUGGGAGGCAGCGGGCUGGCGAUGCCGGUGGAGGUUGUGCCGUUCUGCUGGAAAUUCACUGCCAAAAAGCUCCAGGACUUGUUCGAGUACGCGGGCUGCGUCGGAAAGCUAAGGACUUUCGUCGAAAAUAGCAAGCCUUUCGUGACGGACAAUGGGAAUUACAUUGUGGAUUUGUAUUUCCAGAAAGAUAUGGGGGAUCUGAAGGCGGCUAGCGAUGCGAUUUUGCAGCUUCCCGGAGUUGUGGAGCAUGGAAUGUUCCUUGACAUGGCCACCACUGUGAUUGUUGCAGGGGAGCUCGGAAUCACGGUGAAGAAUAAGUAGCCGGAAAGGCGAAUUUGGUGGUAGUUGGAGAUGGGUUUCUAACUUGUUACCGGUAGGAGUAAUUUAUAUAGCCUUGGUUUCCAAUCGAAAUGUGGAAGUUCGAUUGGGGUUUAUUGUAACCAGGGAAGUUUUCUUCUCCUAGAGUUGGUUUAUACUAUUUGUUUGGGAGGGUCUCCUGACGUUUUGAUAUUUUCUUUGAUCCAAUUGAGCAAGAAAUAUUGGGAAGUUUGGAUGAAUGACUGCCGACGGUUGUCAUAUUGUUUUGAUAUAAACUCAGCCUCAUUAUUCAUGGAAUUCUCUCACAUUUUACUAAUAAACACAUGUUGAUUGUAUUUGUUCA